Galleria mellonella (greater wax moth) is the source of this 470-nucleotide messenger RNA. RefSeq names its product cuticle protein 16.5-like. The coding region runs from base 83 to 376 and encodes 97 amino acids. The record is from RefSeq and is a predicted model, not a curated record. The transcript is spliced from 2 exons. NCBI's taxonomy places the organism in Eukaryota, Metazoa, Arthropoda, Insecta, Lepidoptera, Pyralidae.
CUCUGUGCGAUCGUAUAAAAAAGGCUUGGUAACAGCAUAUAGCAUCAUUCAACUUUGAACAGUCUGAACUGAAAAUACCAACAUGUACAAAUUGUUCUUCUUCGCCGCCAUCCUUGGCUUCGCUGCCGCUAAACCCGGCGCAAUAUUUAGCUAUGGAGCUCCCGUGGCCACAGUCGCUGCACCAUCAUUAGCCUACGCUGCGCCAGCAGUGGCCGCUCCAGUCGCCCUUGCCGCCCCAGCUGCCGUUGCCGCCCCAGCCGCCAUUGCUGCCCCAGCCCUCGCUUACCCUGGCUACGCUGCUGCUCCCCUCGCCUUCUCUGGAUACAAAUAUGGUCUCGGAUACGGCUACGGACUUAAUGGUUACUGGAAGAAGUAAAAAAUUGAACCCGACAAAUAAGACAAAUGACAAACGGAAUAUGCGAUAGAACUAUUUAAAAACACUGUGAUAUAAAUAAAAAUAUAUCACAAUA